Molecule: messenger RNA, 1615 nt
Organism: Tuber melanosporum (Perigord truffle)
Lineage: Eukaryota; Fungi; Ascomycota; Pezizomycetes; Pezizales; Tuberaceae
Exons: 4
Coding region: 74-1615 (513 amino acids)
Molecular function (GO): ATP binding; nucleic acid binding; RNA helicase activity
Source: RefSeq, a predicted model, not a curated record
UGCUAGCUUAGCUUCAAUCUUGGGAAUACGAACCUCAAUUACUCCACUUCUGGCGCCUACGAGAUAAUUGGCAAUGGGUGAAGGACCGGGUAAGAAGCGUAGGGUUUCUCGUGGUGCGACCGUUAAGGAAAGACAUGUGGUGGAGAGGGUCGCGAAGAUUACGAAGGAUAAAAAUGUGAAGCCUGAAUCUACGGGGGGGCAAGAAGGCGUUGGAGAGGAACAGGAGGAUGGUGAGGGCGGCAUUUCGGAGAGCGAAACCGGGACCGUGGCUAAAUUAGUUCCCGAUGCUGCCGGGCCUUCGGAAACUGCACCUCUGAAAAGCUUCAAGGAAUUAGGAGUAAUGGAUUCGCUUUGUGAAGCUUGUGAGAAUCUCGGCUACAAGAACCCUACCUCCAUUCAAGUCGAGUCCAUACCUGUCGCACUGGAAGGGAAGGACCUUAUCGGCCUGGCCGAGACGGGAAGUGGAAAGACGGCAGCCUUUGCGAUUCCAAUAUUACAAGCACUAUGGGACAACCCAACCGGCCUCUUCGCCUGCAUUCUGGCACCGACCCGUGAACUGGCCUUUCAGAUCUCGGAACAAUUCGAAGCUCUCGGCGGCGGGAUCGGUGUUAGAAGUGCAGUCAUUGUUGGAGGCAUGGACAUGAUGACACAGUCAGUAGCGCUCGGCAAGAAACCGCACAUUCUCGUUGCUACACCCGGCCGUCUACUAGAUCAUUUGGAAAAUACGAAAGGUUUCUCGCUGAGGAAUUUGAAGUACCUUGUUAUGGAUGAAGCGGAUAGAUUGCUGGACAUGGACUUUGGCCCUAUCCUUGACAAGAUUCUGAAGGUUAUCCCUCAGACGCGGAGGACAUACUUGUUUUCGGCGACCAUGACUUCAAAGGUUGAGAAAUUGCAGAGGGCUUCGUUGUCUUCGCCGGUCAGGAUCUCUGUUGGCUCGAAGUAUUCUACUGUUUCGACGCUUAUACAAAAGUUUCUGUUUAUUCCAUUCAAACACAAGGACACCUACCUUGUUUAUCUUAUGAAUGAGUUCGCCGGGCAGACAACCAUUAUAUUUUGCAGGACCGUGCAGGAGACAUCUAGGUUGGCUAUCUUACUAAGGCAUCUUGGCUUCAAUGCAGUCCCUUUGAACGGCCAGAUGAGUCAGAGUGCACGUUUGGGGGCACUGAACAAAUUUAAGUCGGGUAGUAGGAAUAUUCUUGUGGCGACGGAUGUGGCAGCUAGAGGUUUGGAUAUGCACGUUUCCCCAGAUGCUCUCUUAUACUGCGUAUUAAAUCAUGACCUAGCCCAAGAUAGCAAGACGUACAUUCACCGUGUCGGUCGCACUGCUCGCGCUGGACGUUCCGGACGCUCAAUAUCACUUGUCACCCAAUACGAGGUUGAACUAUUUCUCCGGAUAGAAGCCGCUCUUGGAAAAAAGAUUCCCGAGUUUGAUGUCCAGGAGGAGGACGUCUUGAUAUUCAGUGAGAGGGUAGGCGAGGCGCAGAGGGAAGCGGCAAAGCAGCUGAGGGAGGAGAGGGAAAAGAAGGGUGGACGGAGAGAGGCUAGAAGCGGGGGUGUGGGGAGCAAAGGAAAAGGAAAGAGGAGAAGGGACGAUAUGGAUCAGGAGGAGGAAUAG